Asterias rubens (European starfish) is the source of this 6067-nucleotide messenger RNA. Its product is annotated as ras-associating and dilute domain-containing protein-like. Lineage: Eukaryota; Metazoa; Echinodermata; Asteroidea; Forcipulatida; Asteriidae. Gene Ontology annotation, molecular function: GTPase binding. Bases 253 to 4740 code for a protein of 1495 amino acids. The record is from RefSeq and is a predicted model, not a curated record. Gene Ontology annotation, biological process: signal transduction. The transcript is spliced from 14 exons.
UCAAUUAGCGUUCAACCUGUAUACUGUACUGAUGGGAGUUGGGAAGUUUUUGGCUGUUUGUUGAUACAGUAGUUUUGCGACAGCGAAGUUUGGCUGCCGUGUUUGGGUUCAUUUCUGUACACCUCCAUUAUGGGACCAAAAGUUCUGACCUAUUCUGAAGUUCUGGAUCUGUGAUUUUUACUCGCUGUGUUUCUGUGGUUCUCACCGGAGUAAAUCUUUUCACAAUUAUCACUCAACAUCAGAUGGCCAAACAUGAUGGAUCCAGAAGUGAUAGAGAGACUGCGCGCUAGCAGCGGGUCAGGAAGUAGUCGAGGCUCAAGCGGGGGCCUCUUCCAGCAAAAACGCACCGGCAUCGGCCUCCUAGCAGACCCUCUCAUUAUUGCCCAUCUUAAACAUCUCCAUCAAGAUGCACAGAAUAAGGCUAAGAUGCAAUGGGAAGAUGAGAGCGGGCUGGGGGAUGGAGGAGCGGAGGAGACUGUUGAGAGGGAACGACUGGCGAAGAAGAUUACUGCGUACAAUCAAGGGAAAAAUCACGGAGCUUUUACUGUCACACAGACAGAGGGACUGCACUUUGCUGGAGCGCUGAGGUUCUAUUUUGAGGAUGGUGGCAACAAACUGGCCAAGGCCAUCUGGCUAUCGAGUCAGACAACCGUUGAUGAACUCAUGCCACGAUUCAGGGACAAAUUCAACCUUUUGGAGAACGGACGCUGGAGGACCAACAUAUACCAAGUCCACAACUUGGAUGAAAUACGUCUGGCUAGUGAAGAGCGCCCUCUAGAUAUUGCCAUCCACAGUAAGCGUAACGUACGAUUCAUCCUCAGAAUGGAGCCAAAUCCCAAGAGCCUCGCCGUCCCAGACGCAGACGCCCCAUCUCAGCGUAAAUCCCUCUCGCGUUUCUUCGGUGUUUCAAACAGCGACUUGGCCGCACCGUACUCAGCGGCGGUGUCUACGGCAAGUCCAGUGGUGAAGUCCAAGAGCCAUUAUAAUAAGAAUGGCAAAAAGCAGAGCUCAGCGGACACUGGGAGUCUGAGCAGCAACAGCAGCUCCAGCAGCCUCAUCUUGCUUAGCCCUCCUACUAAAGUGCCGAUGCGACAUCAUAGCGCAGGAAAUGUCAACGUCAACGGUGAUACUUCUGGUCUCCUGCUCAAGACUAAAACUCCCAACUUCAUCAGGAAGUUUCAAGCGGGUGAAAAUGCCUUCAGAAAGCUCACUAAAAAGGACAAUGGCUAUGGCCAAAAGACAUCCACGAAGAAUUUAAGGAAGAGAUCUCGCGCCAGAUCCUUAUCGAGUAUGUUUGAGAGGGGGAUUACCCUGACUAAGAAGGAACCCAGUGACAACUCCAAGCAAACUAAGGAGCUGUCCACUGAAGAAACAGCGCCCGGGUUGUUGAAAGUCUUUGGGGACCAGAUCUGCCCAAAUGCUACCUACAAAAGUGUCCUCGCGUCGGGACAGUCCUCUGCUGUUGAACUUGUGAAGGUGGUGUUGGAGCGAUACUCUUUGCCUGUUGACACCUACGGAGAGUACGUACUGUGUGAUGUCAUCGGGAGGUUGAAGAUUAACCCCGAGAAAGCCUCAAGAGUUCUUGGGAUCACUGAUGAGUGUGAGGAGAAGCAAGAAUGGAUAACAGAGUGCAUGCGGGUCAUGGGCAACGACGAGAGACCCCUCACCGUCAAAUCGUUCUGGAAGCCCGAGGAAGGAUUCGCAAGGAAGUUUGAGAUCAGGCGACGAGUCGACAUCGCAUCUGGCGAUGUGGACACAAUCACACACGGCAUUAAUGUCAAUGCAAAGCGGUUACAGUUGUCGAGAGCUAACCGCACACCAGGAAGCCCAUGCAACUCGCCAAGAAACAAGGAGAAUGGCCCCGAGAUAGUCUUGUCAUCCUCUGAGAAGGACAUCAACUCAAAGAAACUGAACAGGAGACUCUCUCUCGGUCAGUCUGAGAAUGAAGAGACAGAGAGCAGUGACGAACUGAUCCCAACAAACUACCUCCUUCCCCCACGUUGUUGCCCUUACCUGCUGACCCUUCACGGAAACAGCCUCGCGACGGAUCAGACUCUCUAUCCCUUAGAUGAUGUUGCCUGCCUCGUGGGACGUCUCAGUCUUGGAAACUCAGGCACUGACAUCGGGCUUGAUUCUCCUGACAUCAACCCAGAGCAUUGUCGAAUUCUACUCCAGUGUGACUCCAUGUCCACAAGCAUCAACCGUCACUGCAGUCUGUACAUAGAGCCCAUUGGAGACUCCAAAGUUCUCGUCAACGGGUGUACCGUCACCAGAUCCACCAAACUCAGCGCCAAUGAUCUGAUCGCAAUCGGACAGCAUUACUUCUUCCUGUUGAAGAAUCCACUCAUGAUGCAAACCCGUGAGCCGUCCCAAAUGAUUGGACUCUUAACCGCCGCCAACCAAUCAGAACCCCUGUCUGAUCCAAACAGCGAUGCCAGCAAUGCCUUGCCAAAGCACACGAGCUCGCACAUAGCCAAGAAAGCUCGUGAGUACUUUGCCGAUAGCCAGAGACUCCGAGUCUCCUAUCCGAUGGUGAUGGAAGACGCUGUCCUGAACGGGAUUGCUGGAAUCGUGCCAGCGCUAGUGGAAGGAAAGCACAACUUCACACUCACGCUGUCUUAUUUAGUAGGCAUGUGCAUAGAGCAUUCGGCAUACAACUAUGAUCAAGAAAGGACCAAGGCGUUGAUGCUGAAAGUGGCUACUAUUAUCCAGUCCUUGGCGUGGGACAAGACCAAAGAGAUUGCAGCAAAUCAGAAAGAAAAACCCUCUGACGUCCAGGCCGUGAUGGACUCACUGUUCCCAGAUCUCAAGACCAUCUUGUGUCUACUCACCAACGCCCUGGAGGUUCUUAACUUCCUCCAGACUAAGAUGGGUGAUUACAUCCAGGGAGACGGAGAAGGUGAUCAGCAGGAGAGGGAGACGAGGGAUAGGGAAGAAGAGGCAGGAGGGUCUGGGGUGGAGAAUGAGGCGGUGGUUGAGCUGGAGGAGGUUGUGAUGUACACGUUCCAGCAGGUGGUUUAUUACCUCACUAAGACGUUGUUUAUUGCUAUUCCAAUGUUUCUGGACUCCAAUCCCUUUUCGGACGACGAAGUUGACGAGGAAGAAGGCAAAACCAAAGGCAUGGACAGCGUCCUGUCCGUGUUCCAGAUGACCUUUGACCUUCUGCUAGACCUAGACAUCCAUCCGCAGAUCACAUCCCAGCUGUUUGCGUAUUUGCUGUUCUUCACCAACGCCUCGCUGUUUAACAUGCUAGUUGAGAGAGGGGGUAAUGGAAAGUUCUACAAGUGGUCCAAAGGAGCUCAGAUGAGAGGCAAUCUGGACGUACUGGAGACAUGGCUGAAUGACCAUGACCUUGAAGACCUGACUAAAUACUUGACCAGGGUAUCAAUGGUCAUUGACCUUCUGGCCACGCCCAAAGUUCAACUCAUGCAGGCAGAUUGGAGUUCACUCCAGCGUGAUUUCCCAUCUCUGAACACACUCCAGAUUCAUCAUAUCUUGAGCAAGUAUCAACUCGGACCUAACCAGACACGCCCUGCUGGAUGGCUACCUGCACAAGAGGUACUUCAGGCUGCCGCAGGAACAGAGAGGACCUUGGAAAGGUUUGACAACCACCCGGCUCUAGCUCUGCCCAAUCAGGGCUUUGAGCUGGAUCUCAGACAGCCAAUCAACAAUGAGUAUUUCAUCGGCCAUUUGCAAGAGUUGAGCAGACAGCUGCCAUAUAUCACGUUCAACUUGGGUUGUGAAGAGGACGUCUUCGACAUGGAAGUGAAAUCAUCAGCUGCAAAAUCAAACACAGAGAAAAUUCUCUCAAGUCCACGCAGGAACCCAACAAAACCCAGCAACAACCCACAACAAGAUGCGGAAUCAGUCACUGUUGAUGUCUUAAAGCGCCCUCUGGAAGUAGAACAAGUCGUCCCCAUCGCUGUUGCCAACACGGUGAGAGUACCACCGACCGAGCUCGGAGUGAAGUCAUCAGACGAGGACAAGAUGAGCCCCCGUGUGUUUCCUGACAAGCCACCGAUUUCCGCCAAGCCCUCAAUUCCCGUCAAACCACCGUCGAUCAAAAGUCGUUCAAAAAUCAAGAAGGACUUGCCAAGUCCGACAAGCCAAUCAAAUACAGACAGCAGUUUGGUGAACUGUUUCAACAGAGUUGACGCGGGGAAUGUUGCGACAGCAACCAUACCUUCGAUCACUAUGACUAUGGAUGAUGACGCGCCAGUGGAGGAACCUUCUAAAGAGAAUACAAAUCAGAGGGAGGGAAAAUCAGCCGUUUCAAGCAACCCUGUUGGGCAUGAAAGUUCUCCAGAAUUAUUUGAAGAGCCAAAGAAACCUUGCCCAACUUUAUCUUCAUCUACCUCGCUGACCUCAUCGUCACCUCUCAUCACCACGGAGACGGAAGAGAGUUCAUCCCUGCCAAAUAAGAAAGAUCUGGAUGAUGUCUUUGUGGUGGACUUGGAUAAAGGGCAAGACGGCGUUGGGCUUGGACUCAUCGACGGAAUGCACACUUCACUGAGGUCACAGGGCAUCUAUGUACGCAAACUAGUACCCGAUAGUUCAGCAAUGCAGGACGGCAGGAUGAAGAUUGGAGAUAGGAUCUUGGCUGUGAACGGCACCAGUCUGGUUGGGGCUGAUUAUAACAGGGCCAUGCAUCUGAUCAGAAGUUCAGGUGUGAGACUGCGUUUCUUAGUCGCCAAGUCUGAGCCAUCUGUGGCCUUGAAGAUAAGCGCCUCUGUCUGCUAAGAAGGAACCCAGAAUCUGAGUCAUCCCAAACGGUGGUAUCUUCAAGGAGGAAGACUCAACUUCCUCCUCCAGUAAAGCAAACUCCUAAAGAAUGGGCGACUUUUGGAUGGUCCUUUUUAACAGUUAGUAGUGCGCGUGGCUUCUGCAAUGCUCAGAGCCUGAUAAACAAGAAGGAAUACUUAUUUGUAUUAGCAGAGCUUUGAGUUGACUACUUUACCUGAAAAAGUGCAUCACAACCUACACAAUAGUUAUCAUUAAUGGCCCUUCACAAUCCCCAUCCAUAGAAUCAAGCUAUGGACCUGUAGGGUUAUAAUUAUCAAUUAUGGCCCUCCAUAAUUCCCAUCCAUCAGUGUUAAUUUCUUAAGGCCUUAACACACUACUUUGUGUUGGCAACAGGUCUAACCUGUGUAAAGUUUGACUAAGCGGCAUUUCACACUACAAUAUUUUAGCCCCGCCACCGGUUAUGCCCGACUGUUUAAAUGCUUGAACUCAUACUGCAGUCACGCAGGCAUGAUAGUUGUCUUAAUUUAGUCUGAUUUUUAAUGUUUUUGUACUUGGAAAAUAAGAUAAAUUGCGAUUAAGUACAUGUAACCUGAAAUGUCUAUUAACGCCUACACAAUCGUGUGUACAUGUAGGUCAGCCAUUGUACACACUAAAAUAUUCCCAAGAAGAACCAAAUAUCACCCCCGUAGUCACCAUUUAUGAUACAAAUUCUAAGAAUUUGUAGAAAACAAGUAAUAGAUUGUGUCCAUUGAUUGUGUAUAUAGAUGUUUUAAGAAUAAUUUGUAUAAAAUUAAAUCAUCUAAAAUUUCAAAUCUUUAUAUUUGGUUCUAGAAGUAAUACAAAAUAAUUGCUGAAGUUAUUUUAAUGUAAAGUUUUAAUAUCUUAAUGAUAGACAAAUUAAUAGUUUGACAUGCCAAUUUUUACCAUUUCUGCAUUAACUGAUCAAGUUUGAUAAAUCUUGUAUGGUAAGGUUUUUAUAAGUUAUUAAUUUGUUUGUUUUGAGUCUAUAUAUUAUAUUUGUUUGGUUAUUUAAUUUGUUUUAAAUUAAAUAAAUAUUGAAACAAAAUACCAUGAUACAAUCAAAUUUGGUUUGGUCAUAAAUUACCUUUAGUGUGGGCUGCAUUGCAAAAGGGAACUGGUUGUGGGAAAUACCAGCAAAAACAACCCGACAUGUAAAUGUUGAUUAUUUGCCUCGGAAAAUACUCAUAAAGAAAUUAUUCAAAUCAGGAUGGAUAUGAGCCAAGUCUUUUUAUCUAGACUGGCAUUCACACUUGGUGUAUCUCAACAUAUGCAUAACAUAACAAACCUGUGAAAAUUUGAGCUC